GUUUUAUAGCAACUACCCAAAAUUUUCAUAUUCCAAAAUCAUUCGGUAGAAAAGAAGACAAACCCCAAACUUGCAAUAACAAGAAACACCUAAAAACGUUAGUUUCUUCGUUGAUUGCAAGAAAAACACACACACUCAAAGGCUAGUCCUAACAACUAAUGGGAUUCCCUGUAACAGAGACCCUCAAAUUUUGGCUAUUAGACCACCCUUCCAUCGUGUGUUUCCGAUGGAGCCCCACCCAAUCCUGGGGCUCAACGUGGCCUUUCCUCGUCACUGCCAUCGCCGCCUAUGUCACCGCCGCACUAACCCUCCACGUCAUCCUUAAAAUCUGCCGGCGCCGGCGCCCCGUCCCACUUGGCCCCAUUCCUGCAAUCCACAGCCUCGCCAUGUCACUGAUCUCCAUCACCAUAUUUUUCGGCAUGCUCCUCUCCGCCGGCGCCGAAAUCCGCGACACACGGUGGCUGUGGCGGCGCACCAGAAGCACCUCUCUCGAGUGGUUCCUCUGUUUCCCACUCGGAAUUCGUCCUUCAGGGCGCGUUUUCUUCUGGUCCUACGUGUUCUACCUCUCUCGCUUCCUCCACCUGCUGCGAACCUUCUUCAUGGUUCUCCGGCACCGGACGCUGUCGUUUUUCAGGCUUUUCAACCACUCGAUGCUCUUGCUCAUGUCGUUUCUGUGGUUGGAGUUUUCGCAGUCGUUUCAAGUUCUGGCCAUUCUGUUUUCCACGUUGGUUUACGCCGUUGUGUAUGGGUAUAGAUUUUGGACGGAAAUUGGGUUGGCGUGUAAGAGUUUUUCGUUCACCCUUAGUUGUCAAAUGGUGCUUUUGGGUUGUAACUUAGUUUGCCAUGUUGGGGUUUUGUCCUUGCAUUUUAUGAGAGGAGGGUGUAAUGGAAUUGGAGCUUGGGUCUUCAACUCUGUGCUCAAUGUUGCCAUUCUUUUUCUCUUCUUGAAGUUCUAUGUGAACAUGUAUUGCCAAAAAAAGAAUGCCACAAGUGACUCAUCUUUGGAUCGCGUAGAGGACACUGCCAAACAUGCAAGCCUUGUUGCUAGGUAAAAAACAAUAUUUUUUUUGUCGUUAGUUUAACUUGUUUUGAUGAAAUAAUUGUAUAGUAGUUUGUUUUAUGAACAUUUUAAGAGGAUUUUUAAAAAGAGGAUUAUUUCUUCAAAUUUAAUCUUUAUCAACACAUGGUAUAUUAAGAUUUGGAUCGCAUAUGAAUAAGGGAUGUUAUUCCCUUCUGCAAUUUUUUAACUUUUCUGAGUUUUGGGGUGUCGAAUAUCGAUUCAGCGUUGGGGUUCUUCCAUUGCCCUGUUUAGUUUGAUUUGGUCAACUGGUCAACCUUCACCUCUGUCAAAUGUUGAGAGAAUUUGUAUUAACAAUAAAGAUGUUAAGAAAUUUCUCUUCCUUUCCUAUCCGACCAUCUGAGAAAACUGUUCCAGAUAUGAUCGAAGAUGCUACGGAUUUGACUGUCUGUUAAUUGUUCUUAGACAACUUUCUCACUAGUAACGUUGUUUGUGUACAACUUCUAACUUUUAUAUGCCCCAACAUGCCUUGCUAGGGGAUUAUGUAUCAGUCAGGGUUAGUCGAUUUACAUCUGUUUCGCUCUCGAUUAUCCUAUCCUUACAAUAACUAGUUACGAGUAAAUCAAUUAUAAAAUCG
This is a messenger RNA of Abrus precatorius (Indian licorice), 1655 nucleotides long. Its product is annotated as elongation of fatty acids protein 3-like. The record is from RefSeq and is a predicted model, not a curated record. The transcript has a single exon. Gene Ontology annotation, cellular component: endoplasmic reticulum membrane. Gene Ontology annotation, molecular function: fatty acid elongase activity. Gene Ontology annotation, biological process: sphingolipid biosynthetic process; fatty acid elongation, polyunsaturated fatty acid; fatty acid elongation, monounsaturated fatty acid. Bases 159 to 1052 code for a protein of 297 amino acids. NCBI's taxonomy places the organism in Eukaryota, Viridiplantae, Streptophyta, Magnoliopsida, Fabales, Fabaceae.